CUUCAGCCCUCCCGUUCUGGAACUGGGCCCAGGCCAGGUCUAGAAAGAAUGAAGAUGUGCUUCAUUCUUACUCAGGGCAGGAAGAGCCUUCAGUUUCCCCUUGCCAGCCAAGGGGGUCAGACCCUGCAGCCUCCCAUCUUCCUUUUCUUAGCUCCCCAAGUCCUACCCCCAGUAGGUGGCAGGAGUGGGGGGCAGACCUUGCCACAUCUCUGAGCUAAAUAUACUCCAGCCGUUUGCACAUGUAGCAACUCUGCUUGUAACCUGAGCCCCUGGGGGAACGGGCUGUGUGGGCCACCCUAGGCCAGCAGGGCUGGGCACUGAGGGUGCCGGGAUGGAGGCGCCCAGCCGGACCCUGGUAGUGGGCUCAGCAGAGUCCUACACAAGUCGCCCAUCAGACUCCGACGUGUCUCUGGAGGAGGACCGGGAAGCCUUAAGGAAGGAGGCAGAGCGCCAGGCCUUAGCCCAGCUUGAGAAAGCCAAGACCAAACCAGUGGCUUUUGCUGUGCGGACAAAUGUUGGCUACAAUCCGUCCCCAGGAGAUGAGGUGCCUGUGCAGGGAGUGGCCAUCACCUUUGAGCCCAAGGACUUCCUGCACAUCAAGGAGAAAUACAAUAACGACUGGUGGAUCGGGCGGCUGGUGAAGGAAGGCUGCGAGGUUGGCUUCAUCCCCAGCCCGGUCAAACUGGACAGCCUUCGCCUGCUGCAGGAACAGACCCUGCGUCAGAACCGCCUCAGCUCCAGCAAGUCAGGUGACAACUCCAGUUCCAGUCUGGGAGACGUGGUGACUGGCACUCGCCGCCCCACACCCCCUGCCAGUGGUAACGAAAUGACUAACUUAGCUUUUGAGCUAGACCCCCUAGAGUUAGAGGAUGAGGAGGCUGAGCUAGGGGAGCAGAGCGGCUCGGCCAAGACUAGUGUGAGCAGUGUCACCACGCCGCCACCCCACGGCAAGCGCAUACCCUUCUUUAAGAAGACAGAGCAUGUGCCCCCGUAUGACGUGGUGCCUUCCAUGAGGCCCAUCAUCCUGGUGGGACCAUCCCUCAAGGGCUAUGAGGUGACAGACAUGAUGCAGAAGGCACUGUUUGACUUUCUGAAGCAUCGGUUUGAUGGCAGGAUUUCCAUCACUCGGGUAACAGCCGACAUUUCCCUGGCCAAGCGCUCUGUCCUCAACAACCCCAGCAAACACAUUAUCAUUGAGCGCUCCAACACGCGCUCCAGCCUGGCUGAGGUGCAGAGUGAGAUUGAGCGGAUCUUCGAGCUGGCCCGGACCUUACAGCUGGUGGCCCUGGAUGCCGACACCAUCAACCACCCAGCUCAGCUCUCUAAGACGUCGCUGGCCCCCAUCAUUGUUUACAUCAAGAUCACAUCUCCCAAGGUACUGCAGAGGCUCAUCAAAUCCCGAGGGAAGUCUCAAUCCAAACACCUCAAUGUCCAAAUAGCAGCCUCGGAGAAGCUGGCCCAGUGUCCCCCCGAAAUGUUUGACAUAAUACUGGACGAGAACCAAUUGGAAGAUGCCUGCGAGCACCUGGCAGAGUACUUGGAAGCUUACUGGAAGGCCACACACCCGCCCAGCAGCACGCCACCCAAUCCGCUGCUGAACCGCACCAUGGCUACCGCAGCUCUGGCUGCCAGCCCUGCCCCGGUCUCCAACCUCCAGGGACCCUACCUUGCUUCCGGGGACCAGCCGCUGGACCGGGCCACUGGGGAGCACGCCAGCGUGCACGAGUACCCCGGGGAGCUGGGCCAGCCCCCGGGCCUUUACCCCAGCAACCACCCACCUGGCCGGGCAGGCACCCUGCGGGCACUGUCCCGACAAGACACGUUUGAUGCUGACACCCCCGGCAGCCGAAACUCUGCUUACACGGAGCCGGGAGACUCGUGUGUGGACAUGGAGACAGACCCCUCAGAGGGCCCAGGGCCUGGAGACCCUGCAGGGGGAGGCACACCACCAGCCCGGCAGGGUUCCUGGGAAGACGAGGAAGACUAUGAGGAGGAGAUGACCGACAACCGGAACAGGGGCCGGAAUAAGGGCCGUUACUGUGCAGAGGGUGGUGGGCCGGUUCUGGGGCGCAAUAAGAAUGAGCUGGAGGGCUGGGGACAAGGCGUCUACAUCCACUGAGAGGCAGGGGCAGCAUUGGGAGAGGAAAGGCUCUGAGCCCGGGGAGGGGAGAGAAGAGGGGCGCACCACCCCGAGAUAUGUCUUGCCUCUAGGGGGCGCUGUGACCCUCAUUUUUAGAUGCCUUUGCUCAAAGAAGGGUUUCUUUGGUGGUUAUCAUCCCAACUCCUGGGAGGCCCGAAACCCCCAGCUGUGGGUUCUUCCCUAACUGCUGUGAGUAGAUGGGGGAUACCUACUUUCUGAAGUGCCCCCUUUCCCCAUCUUAGGGGGCUCUCUCCCUCCCAGAGAAAAGGUGCGCUUCCUUAACUCUUUCUGCUCGGGGCUGUAAGUGAAGUUCCCAACGGGGAGGGGUGGGACUUCUUUUUACCAACAUAGGGGUGUUUGGGGAAGCUUGGGUGCUUUUCUUGAAGAGAGAGGCCGCUGAAUCUUCCCCAAAUCCCAGGCCAGGGUCCCAACCAUGUCCAUCCCAUAACCUGGUUUCCUAGCAGCAUUCUCUGGUGGGUGAAGGCCACAGCUUGGAAACCCAUGUGGAGCUUGCCCUGAGAGACAGGAAUCAGUUGUGCACUCUGCCCUCCAGGGUCAUGGCCAGAGCCCAGGCCCAGAGCCUUGAGGAGUGAGCAAACCAAGAUGCUGCCCCCCCAUAUCCAAGCCUUGCCUCCCCCAGGAAUGAGCUCUGUCUACAGCAUCCCCUGCCUGCUGCCAUCGGAAGAGAGGGGCCCUCUGCAUCUGAGCCCCACAUCUCCGUGCCACCUGGGUGUGGAGACCAUGAAUAUUUGGUCCACCUCAUUCUAAACCAAAAAAACUGUUCCUUCACCUUCGCCCUGAGGCCCCAGGGGAGAAGCUCUGUGGGUUGGUGCCCAAGAGGUGACAUCAUCCAGGGCCUGUCUGAGAGCCUCGGGUCUCCCCUGGGGGUCUUGGUUGCUGCUGCUUCUCUGUAUUUGCCUCUUGUGGUUCUGUCCUUUCCCGGUGUCCGCCCUCCCCCAGAGGCCUUGGCGGCCCCUCUCCCUUGGGUACCAUUAGCCUCAGCAUCCCCGUAGUCCAACAGCCCUGCCCCUCCCCAGCAUCACAGCUGGUCCAGAGAGAGCCGAUUGUGCCAACGAGGACUGGGCCCUGCCCAGCUGCCCACCUCAGGGAUGGGCACCUCACGCCUGUCUCGCCACCUGUGCCAAUGUUGUCCCACCCCUCACCUGGGGGCGGGGUUGCAGCUUCCACUUACAGGUUAGAAGAUAACACUGCCCAGCCUUUCGCUCCCUGUCUUGUCCUGUGCCCAUCCGUCUGUCUGUCUGUCUGUACUCCUCUAGGAGAGAUAUUUUGCCACAUAUAAAACCGCAGUCCUGUCCUUUGCGGCCA
Molecule: messenger RNA, 3466 nt
Organism: Mesocricetus auratus (golden hamster)
Lineage: Eukaryota; Metazoa; Chordata; Mammalia; Rodentia; Cricetidae
Gene: Cacnb1
Product: calcium voltage-gated channel auxiliary subunit beta 1
Exons: 13
Coding region: 332-2119 (595 amino acids)
Biological process (GO): regulation of voltage-gated calcium channel activity; calcium ion transmembrane transport; chemical synaptic transmission
Cellular component (GO): voltage-gated calcium channel complex
Molecular function (GO): protein binding; high voltage-gated calcium channel activity
Source: RefSeq, a predicted model, not a curated record